Staurois parvus is the source of this 402-nucleotide messenger RNA. Lineage: Eukaryota; Metazoa; Chordata; Amphibia; Anura; Ranidae. The record is from the annotation of a GenBank genome assembly.
CCUCCACGCUCCUCUCCUGUACAUACUGCUCACUGUCAUAACCUCCACACUCCUCUCCUGUACAUACUGCUCACUGUCAUACCCUCCACUCUCCUCUCUUGUACAUACUGCCCACUGUCAUACCCUCCACACUCCUCUCCUAUACAUACUGCCCACUGUCAUACCCUCCACACUCCUGUCCUGUACAUACUGCUCCUGUCAUACCCUCCACACUCCUCUCCUAUACAUACUGCCUACUGUCAUACCCUCCACACUCCUGUCCUGUACAUACUGCCCACUGUCAUACCCUCCACACUCCUUUCCUGUACAUACUGCCCACUGUCAUACCCUCCACACUUCUCUCCUGUAAAUACUGCCCACUGUCAUACCCUCCACACUCCUCUCCUGUACAUACUGCCCACU